Messenger RNA from Mya arenaria, 1332 nucleotides. RefSeq names its product acetylcholine receptor subunit alpha-like. Gene Ontology annotation, cellular component: synapse; neuron projection; membrane. The record is from RefSeq and is a predicted model, not a curated record. Gene Ontology annotation, biological process: chemical synaptic transmission; monoatomic ion transmembrane transport; regulation of membrane potential. The coding region runs from base 1 to 1332 and encodes 443 amino acids. Lineage: Eukaryota; Metazoa; Mollusca; Bivalvia; Myida; Myidae. Gene Ontology annotation, molecular function: extracellular ligand-gated monoatomic ion channel activity; neurotransmitter receptor activity; transmembrane signaling receptor activity. The transcript has a single exon.
AUGAAGACUGUUGAACCAUUCCGUGUGUUUCUAACCGUUAUGGUGUUGAAAACUUUAUUUCCUUACUCGCUCGGUAAAAAUUACACUAACGUGAUCGAUCUCCGAACGGCUUUGCUAACAGAUUACCACGCGGAUAUUGUGCCUCUAGCAAACCAGUCGUCCACCAUGAAGGUGAACGUUACGCUCUAUCUUUACUCGUUGUUGGACGUUGAUAGCGUUAAGGGGUCAAUGACGAUGCCGCUAAUGACAAUGUGCACGUGGAUGGACGAACAAUUAACAUGGACGCCGUCAGAUUACGGAGGUGUUGAGGAGAUUGCGUUCUACCAGAGCGAGGUUUGGAAACCCCCAUUGAGCCUUGGUACGCCCGUCGAGUUUGUCAUCAUGCAAAACGACAUGAUGCAUGUGAUUGUGAUGUAUAACGGAAUGGCCAUGAUGUCCCCUGGAAAUAUCAUCGAGAGCGCCUGCACUUUCAACAUGAAGUUCUGGCCCUUUGAUAAACAGGUAUGUGAUGUGAGUUUCUGGGCCUACGAUGUUAUAGACAACCAAGUGGAACUAAAUAUUCCUGACGACGGUUUUGUCAGCCUUGUGACCAAAAACGCUGAGUGGAUAUUAGAAUCUACGAGGUUCUUCAAACGGCAGUCUGGAAUGAUGAAAGAAGUCGUUUUUCGGCUGUACCUGAAACGCCAGUCAGGGUUUUAUGUUUUGACCAUUCUGCUACCAAUAAUUGGUUUGUCAUUUCUUGGAACAAUGGUGUUUCUUCUACCUGUGGGUUCCGGAGAAAGGGUUGGGUUUUCAAUGACAGUCAUGCUAUCUCUGUCAGUGUUUCUGACAGUUAUUGCAGACGAAAUGCCAAAAACCUCGGAACCUAUUUCCAUAGCCGCAGUACUAAUUGUUUUUCAGACGGUCUGUGGCCUCACAGAGACUAUGAUCGCAAUCAUGACUGAGGUACUGAACGCCAAACAUGAAAAAGAAAAACAGCCAGGAUGGUGUAAAGCGUUUGUAAAAGCCUCACAAUAUAAGUUUUGUUUCAACAACAAAGUCGAGGAUGAACUUCAACAUGAUAACAGAGCGGCAAAAGGAAAGCCUACAUCAGCGAAAAGAAAUAAAUCCCUAGCAUCCAACAAAGAAACUAUUCUAAAAAAAGAGAUUGAUGACAGAAAAAUAGACAUAGAUAACAAUAGCGAUGAGGAUACAGAUGAGACGUCUCAGUGGAAACACCUCUGUGAUGCGAUAGACAAAGUUUCAUUUUGUUUUUUCUUUUGUAUUUGUUUGCUAGUUACAAUUAUUCUUAUGGCCUACAUGAUUGCUGGCUCAGCGUAUGAAGAAUAUUGA